GGUGAAGAAGUUCAAAAUGACAUGAACUACUCUAAUGGAAGAGAGUAUCCCAUGUUAUUUUGUACUCCUUCACCACUGGGUGGUCUGGUCUCUGAUGAAUAACAUUGCAUUUUUUGGUAUUUCAUCGUCAUUGACAUCUUUUAACAAUUUUCCUAUUUUAUUUAACUAUGAACAAGAAGACCAAACCAUUUUCUUUAGCCCAGUUUUAAUUUCCCACAUAUCUCAGCCUUGUUCAAUAACUCGGAUAUAAGACAAUAAUGGCAAGCGAAAGAAAUGGGGGUAAAGUUAAAUGGGUUUGGUGAGGUCAACUCAAUCAAUUCCAUUUCAUUUUCUGUAUAAAGCCCUUGCAGCUUCUUCCAGAGUUAGAGUGCCACUGUCUGGUCUACAAUCUCAUUUGGGUCCGUACCCUUUUCGUCAAAGUUCAAAACUUUUUAUAGGGAUUUUCAGAAUAAGCAUGUUUUUUUAUGCUCUUCAUCAUCUGCACUUGGAAAUUGGAGGUUAGUAGUUAGAGCGGUCGCCACUCAAAGAGCAUCACCAACAAAUAUGGUUAAGGCCAUUAGGGUUCAUGAACUUGGUGGACCUGAGGUAUUGAAAUGGGAAGAUGUGGAAAUAGGAGAACCAAAUGAGGGCGAGAUUCGUGUGAAAAACAAGGCCAUUGGUCUUAAUUUCAUUGAUGUGUAUUUCCGCAAUGGGGUUUAUAAGGUUGCUGGGUUUCCCUUCACUCCAGGUGUGGAGGCUGUUGGGGUUGUGACAGCAGUUGGACCUGGACUAACAGGCAGGCAAGUUGGUGACCUUGUAGCUUAUGCUGGUGGGUCAAUAGGCUCAUAUGCUGAAGAGCAGAUCCUUCCUGCAAAUGUAGUUGUUCCUAUUCCUUCCUCUGUUGAUCCCCUUAUUGCAGCAUCUGUCCUUGUCAAGGGCACGACGACUCAGUUUCUAGUUUCCCAUUGUUUCAAGGUUGAAAAAGGACGUACAGUUCUUGUUCCAACUCUCUACUUGUAAAGAAAGAAUUCCAUGGGUUGGUUGUUAUUGUGCAUUUUGUAAGAAAGAAUUGUGCUGGGAUGACUGCUAGUGUUUGCACUAUUCCAUAUGGGUUAAAUAUACAAAUUUCUAUGCAUGUUAUCCAUGCGGAGCGAUAAUAGAAAGUUUAUUACAUGGAAUUCGGAAAUUCACAA
Messenger RNA from Ziziphus jujuba (common jujube), 1172 nucleotides. RefSeq lists its product as uncharacterized. Gene Ontology annotation, biological process: cellular response to oxidative stress. NCBI's taxonomy places the organism in Eukaryota, Viridiplantae, Streptophyta, Magnoliopsida, Rosales, Rhamnaceae. Gene Ontology annotation, molecular function: quinone reductase (NADPH) activity. Bases 544 to 999 code for a protein of 151 amino acids. The record is from RefSeq and is a predicted model, not a curated record. Gene Ontology annotation, cellular component: cytosol; cytoplasm. The transcript is spliced from 4 exons.